Molecule: messenger RNA, 2577 nt
Organism: Fundulus heteroclitus (mummichog)
Lineage: Eukaryota; Metazoa; Chordata; Actinopteri; Cyprinodontiformes; Fundulidae
Gene: tmprss4a
Product: transmembrane serine protease 4a
Exons: 13
Coding region: 308-1684 (458 amino acids)
Biological process (GO): proteolysis
Cellular component (GO): membrane
Molecular function (GO): protein binding; serine-type endopeptidase activity
Source: RefSeq, a predicted model, not a curated record
UGUCAUAAGGCCUGAGUCUCUUAAAAACAAGCUCCUUCUAAAUCUGCGCUGCGACAGAACUCAGCACAGUGUACCGGCACUUUUUAUUACAGCAUUGGGAUUUCAAGGAGGUGGAGGUCAGGCAGCCUUCAAGCCAGAUUCGGUUACACAGGUGCAGAUAGAAAGGAAGGGAGACAGGGAAAGGGCCGCUCCAGGUUUUCCUGUUCAAACCUGUGUGACAAAAGGCAAGAGAAGGAGGAUUUAGAGGGCAGCCCCAACUGAGCAAAGGGCAGAGGUUCCGCCGGUUACCGAAAAGGACAAGUGCAUCAUGAGGAAUUCGACUCAGCAGCCAGCAGAAAGCUCCAUGCCACUGAAUCCUGGGCAGCCAGUUCCUCGACCAGGUCAACGCAGAAAACCCAUGACAGACGCAAAGCCUCAGAAUGACAAGGCGUCGAAGGCGAGGAAAAUAUUAUUCGGUAUUCUCAUAGUGGUGUUGAUUGUGGGAAUACUGGUCGUUGCAGGAAUCUUUAUUGCAAAGCUAAUUGAAAGCAAAUACUACUUCUGCAAAAACUCAGUAAAGUUCAUCCCACUCGACAAAGCCUGCGAUGGGGAGAUCGACUGCUCUGGAGGGGAAGAUGAACGUCAUUGUUUAUCAUCAUUUACAGCAAACACCACAUUUCCAGUGCGCCUCAUUUCUGAUCAGCGUGUCCUCCAAGUGUACAGCCCUGACUCAGGUUGGAGGACGGUGUGCAAUGACGACUGGAGCGAAAAGCACACCCAGACUGCUUGCACACAGCUGGGAUACACAAAUUCCCCUACGAGCAUCAAAGUUGAAGUUGGCGCUUUGCCAUCGCCUCUAAAAACCGGACCGUUCGCUGCAGUCAGGACCGGGAGUGCAAGCACACCCGUACAUCAGGCUUCCAUUGAUCGCAGCGUGUGCAGAACUGGAUCUGUGGUCUCAUUGAUGUGCUCAGACUGUGGAGAUGUUGAGAGUAAAGACCGCAUUGUUGGGGGUGUAGAUGACUUUAUAGAGAACUGGCCCUGGCAAGUCAGCCUGCAAGAGCAGGACAGCCACGUGUGUGGAGGCUCACUGGUGUCACCACGUUGGGUUGUCACUGCCGCCCACUGCUUUCCUAACAAUAAAAGAAUACCGAGUCGGUGGAGAGUGAUGUCUGGAGAGACACACAUGACCACAUUAGGAGGCUCCUCAGUGGACAGGAUCAUAAUCCAUGGACAAUAUGACAGCUCAUUCAACUACGACGUGGCAAUGAUGAGACUCAGAAGCCCGAUCACAGUAGGAGACAAACGCAAGCCGGCGUGUCUGCCUCCUAAAGACCUGAGCCUCCCAAACAAAGCCCCGGUAGUUGUUACAGGCUGGGGAUUGCUGAAAGAAAAUGGUAAAGCUGCAACUACACUGCAAAAGGUUAACAUCGAGAUUAUCGAUCGAAGUACGUGUUCGAGCCCGGCAGUCUACGGCUCUAGCAUAACGCAGAGAAUGAUCUGUGCUGGCAACUUGAAAGGAGGAGUGGACGCCUGCCAGGGCGAUAGCGGGGGCCCUUUGGUGUACUUUUCCUCCUCUCGGUGGAAUCUGGUGGGAGUGGUGAGUUGGGGUGUCGGCUGUGCACAGGAAAGCAAACCUGGCGUCUACAGCAACGUAGAUGAAAUGCUCAACUGGAUCUAUACAGUCAUGGAGAAAAACCAAUGAUGUCCCCAUGUGACCAGAGCGAUGACUUUGGGCCUUUUUACCUGUGACAAACUGUGAAACUCAAAUGUUUUAGCACUGCCUUAUGAUAAUAAGGGAAGGACAUCGGGGGGGAUGGAGAGCUGAAUAUCCACAUCUACAGUAAAACAGACCGUUGACCAGCUGUAAAGAUUAGGCCACAUCAACAUGCACAGAGACAUGUAUUUUCUCACAUUGUGCCAUUUAUUUAUCUCAGGGAACCUGUUGGUGGUUUGCAAUAGAUCCAAAAUGUUUUAAUUGAUAUUGAAGCCGUUUUUUUUUUGUUUUUUUUUGCUGCUAUUGUAUAAACUCUGGAAACAGUUCUUGGCUGGAAAAGGCAGUGGGAGCAGAUUAUUUAUCUCAACUUUUUUGUUUUUUCUGGAUGCUUUUAUGGUACAGAGUUGACACUCUUCUCUACAGUCAAUAGUGAUCUACAGCAGGAUUUUAGUGGUAAUUCAGGAUUGUUUUCUAUUAGUGUGGACAAAGACAACUGGGUGAUGUUCACGGAUUACAAAUAUUACGCCUCUUGCUAGGCUAUCCAUCCUGAAUUUCAGAGUAUCAUGCCGUCUUCAGGAUCCUCACCUCUACGGUCUUACCAAAACCGCUCAGCAAAGGACUUUAGCCAUCCCUCUUUUAUCUGUUGCACUUGAUAAACUGGAAAUGAGUCAUUUCUAUAGAAGCAAACUCUAAUAUGCUUGUGAAUAUUUAACGGAUAACAGGUGUAACAAUUGAAAUGAAUUGUUUUUUUUUGCUGCUGUUUAGUUUUAACAUAUACCUGUAAGUAAAUAUCUGUAAAUAUGUCUGUAAAUAUGUCAAACAUUUUCACAACUUGGUGUGUGUUAUUUUUGUUAAAGUGACAUUAAAAACAUGAUCCCUAA